Molecule: messenger RNA, 2019 nt
Organism: Mesorhabditis belari
Lineage: Eukaryota; Metazoa; Nematoda; Chromadorea; Rhabditida; Rhabditidae
Source: the annotation of a GenBank genome assembly
AUGGGUGACUAUGAAAAGCGACCAUGUACUCAAUUACCAUUCUUGACACAAAAGCAAACAAGAUGGUUUGGUUCGUGCAUUUGUUCGACUUUUGUGGCAAUUUUUGUCGUAACCAUCAUCUCUUUGGUCUUUUUUCAACAUGACCCCGACCCGGAUCCGAUUCAAUUUUUUGGCGAAGAGCAAUUUAUUGAUCCAACACCUAUCCAACCAACGGUGAAGCUGCUAGAUUCUGAGCCAAAGAUUGGAGAAAUCAUUCAUAUUUAUGCAAAUAUUACUAAUUCAACUACAAGUGCUGAUUUUUGCAUUGCUCUGGUCAAAGCGGGCGACGAUCAGAAGAAUGUGCCAAUGAAAGUCUGUGUUCAAUUUGGAAACGUGAGUCGAAUACUUUAUACAGCGAUUUGGGACGGCCAGUUGAAAGCCAAUCAUUCAGGGCCAAAUCCGUUCACACCAGGAGACAAGCUCGAUCUUCGAAUUCGCUUUCUCGAUCAAUACAUUCAAUUCUUCGCCGCACAAGGAGAAGUCGGAAUUUUCGAGAAGAUUCCCGAAAUUCAUACGGCUAAAACCCUUUUGGUUCAAGGAGGAGUAACAGGUAUUCGAUUGAUCACAAAACGUGGUCAGAAAUACCCAAAUCCGAUGAAUGCUUCACUGGUUUUGAACUAUACAACUCGAAUGGAUCUGAUGGCAAGACCGUUGGCUAAAUUUGAGGGUGGGUUGUGGAACGAUUUGAUUGAAGGAACGAAUGGCACAAAACCAACUAACCUUCGAGUGAAACGAAAGGGCGGAGGUGGACAUAGUAGUGGAGGACAUGGAGGAAGGGGUGGAAGUGGAGCUCGUGGAGGACAUGGUGGUAGCCAUUCGGGGCACUCUUCUUUUCAUGGCGGAAGUUUCCACGCAACUUCAUCAUAUCAUUAUCAUUACUCAUAUUCAUCGUCGAGUUGUUGUUAUUAUGGAGGAGGGAGUCAUUCAAGUUCUCAUCCAGCUAGAGCAAAAUGGGGAUCGUAUCAAUACUCGCCUGUUUUUGGAGGCUACUACCAAUUACCUUCUUUCAACCUUUCCACAGCCAGCAAUCCUCACAUUUUCACUCCAUCUUCAUACAGCUAUCGACUAGUUAAUGGAACUUUCUAUGUUCCAAGUUAUGGACACGGAAAGGCUCUAUCGAAUCAUUCUGUUAUUGAUCACUCAAAGAUCCCUAGACCAAAGAGAUUCGAUAUUCUUUUCUCCAAAGACAACAUCAAUCCAGCAUUUACGCUCUCAUUCCGGUACACUGAAGAAACGGUUGUGUUGAAUACAUGGGCUGGUGCUUGGGACGAAGAAGAUAGGAGUCCGUCUAUGCCGAUCGAUGACUGGAGAAUAUUUGACCUGACAAUCACCAAUGAACAUGAUGGUCUCCACAUCUACAUCAAUCGAUAUCCAUUUGUUACAUUCACUCAUAAAAGCUCUCUUACAGAUUCACUGAAAUAUGUGAGAAUCGAUGGAGACAUUGAGAACGAUUCCACUCCCAAUCAUCCACUUGUUUAUGAUCUGAAAUCAUCACCGAAAGUUGGAGAAAUCAUUCACAUAUCAGCAAAAGGCACAAAUGCUUCUAUCACCUCAAACAAUUUUUGCGUCUCGUUGAUCAAAUCCGUUGAUGACGAGAAGAAUGUGCCGCUAAAAGUUUGUGUUCAAUUUGGAAAUAAAAGUCAAAUCGUCUAUACAGCUACUUGGUCUGGACAAAUGAAAGAGAAACAUUCAGGUCCAAAUCCAUUUACGUCAGGGGAAAUGUUAGAUCUUCGCUUUCGUUUUCUCAAGCAAUAUGUGCAAGUGUUUGCUGAUCGAGGAGAAAUCGGAAUCUUCGAGAAAAUCUCCGGCGUGCAUCAGGUUAAAACUCUUUUGAUUAAUGGUGGAGUGACUGAAGUGGAAUUGAUUACAAAGACUGGAGAUGUUUAUGGGAAUACAACAAACAUUCCAAUGGAUUUGGAUAAAGGAACACGGAUGGAUUUGAUGGCAAGACCGUUGAGUCAAUGUGGGAUAGUAAAGCUA